AGUCGACUUUUCAUUUUAUCGAUAGUUGAAAGUGGACAAAAAAUUUGUUUUUUUUUCUCUCAGUUUAGUUAUUAUUUUGUACAAUUGGCAUAAUCAAUAAACAGCAAGUGGUGUUUUCGCGAUAUAAAGGCGACGUCAUUGUAAUUACAUAUGUAGUUGUUGGGGCUACUUGCUGAUAUUGGUUCACCUUGAUAGGGGUAGUGGAAAUAUUACCAUUUACUUCGUCUAACUUAUCGGGCAUAUCCAACUUCACCCACUGACAUUACAUCAAAAUGAAGAAGAUUUUUUCUAAAUUCGACAAAAAUGAAAAGCUUGAGUCACAUCACAACUCCACAAAGGAAGUAAAUAGCUUUGUUGGGAAAGUGUUUACUGUUGGACGUGUCACGGUUACUAUAGAGGAUGUUCUGGCGGAAGGAGGAUUCGCCAUGGUGUUCCUUGCAAGAGGAAAUGUGGGCAAUACAAAAUAUGCGCUUAAGCGAAUGUAUGUCAACAAUGAACACGACCUUAACGUAGCUAAGAGGGAAAUACAAAUCGCAAGCAAUCUAAAUGGCCACAAGAAUAUAAUAGGAUAUAUUGAUUCCAGCAUAACACAUACUGGAAAUGGGGUUUGCGAAGUACUGUUACUAAUGCCGUAUUGUAAAAAUCAUAUGCUGUCUAUGAUGAAUGCGCGCUUACAAGUAGGGUUUACGGAACAGGAAGUUUUGACUAUAUUCUGUGAUAUCGCCGAAGCAGUCUCUAGACUACAUUAUUGUCAAACUCCAAUUAUACAUCGUGAUUUGAAAGUAGAAAAUAUUUUACAAAAUGAUGCCGGAAACUUUGUUCUCUGCGAUUUUGGAUCAGCAACGGCGAAAGUUUUAAAUCCCCAACAGCAUGGCGUUUCUGCUGUGGAAGAGGAAAUCCAGAAAUAUACGACACUCUCAUACAGAGCACCUGAAAUGGUAGAUCUUUUUAGUGGAAAAAAUAUAACAACAAAGGCUGAUAUUUGGGCACUGGGAUGUUUGUUGUAUAAACUUUGCUUUUUUACAUUACCUUUUGGAGAGAGCACCUUAGCCAUUCAGAAUGGGACUUUUUCUAUCCCAGAUAAUUCAAAAUAUUCUAGGGGCAUGCAUCAGUUGAUUCGAUUCAUGUUAGAGACCGAUGCGGAAAAACGACCAAAUAUUUGGCAAGUUUGCGAUGUUGCUUUUCCACUAAUUGGCAAAGACAAUCCGGUCCAGAAUUUGCAAAAAGUACCAGCUUUUACUCUUGAUCAGUUGCCAAUUCCACCAUUUGAAAGCGAAACUAAACGCACUUCGACAACAAUUACAAAAGCUGUCAAGCCGCAAACUGUCAAUAUAGUGGAAUCUGGUACAAGCGUGGCGCCACGACAAAGGCCUAAGGGAUCUUCAGCCGUCAACAUACAGAAACCGCUAGGAUUAGGUUUGCCACCAAGUCCUUCUCCACGUACCAAUAUUACAUCCCCUCAACCUCAACAACCAGUAGCGGAACAAUUUCAAGUUAACUUCCCCACCACUGCAAAUGUAGAUUUAUCGAAUACGACUACCGUGAAGAGCUCGUCCGAAGUACUUGUCAAUGCAACAAGCUCCAAUAAUAUCCCUUCCGAAAAAUUGAGUAGUUUGUUUGAUGCAACCGGGUUCCCAGAUCCAUUUAGCGAGUCUAUUGCGCCCCAAGCACAGCAAGAUGAAAGCGUGGAUAGAAAUAUUGUAUCUUCAAAGGACACAAGUGUGGAAUCAUCUAAUGUAUGCGAUCAACUUCUGUCGCCCCCAAAAACUUCCCUGCAAAAUGCUGCAUCUGGACAUCGUCGUAACGUUAGUGAUACUUCGGCUUUUAACAAAACGUUUGCGAAUGAAACUUCGCAGUUUCUUGCGCCAUAUGAUCAAUCUGUCAAGAGUCGCAGUGGCAAUAUGACUGAAGCUUCAGUUCCAGCAAACAAUUAUGGCGGUUCAAAUCCAGGAUUAUUUGUGCCUCCACCACAAUCAUCUAUUUCUAAUUCAGAACUAACAAGUACUUCUCAAACACAGCAAAUAAACCGUUCCACAAUGCGAGACACCAUAGCAGCUCGAGUUGACGUCUGGAAUCCAUUUGAAGAACAACCAUUUAGUCAAAUGACCGAAGAUAAUAUAUUUGAAGCUGAAUUCGAUAAAAUACGCCAAAGAGGAAGUCAAGGAAGUAUUAACACAAAGUCUGCCUCGACUACUUCCACUUUAACACCUACAGAGACAAAUGUGGUUGGCACUGGAUCUAAUUCUACUGUUCCCCCAGCUACUGUUUCCAGUUCAACAACUACAGUUGGAUCUACACAACAGGAAGAUCCUUUUGGAUCAGCACCCUUCAGUUUGCCUCCUGGUUUGAAGGAGAAGACGGCAUCCCUACGUAAAACUGGAGCAAAAUAUCUUUUGGCAAGCAAUAACACAAGCGGUGUUUUUGGUUCAAAUACAAGUCAUAUUGUUGGCAGUGGUCCUGGUAAUAUAAAUUUAUCAACAUCUUCAAAAUGGCUUCUAUCGCCGACGUUGGAGGUAAAUGAAGAAAGAACAUCCCUUAUAACCACUUUGAAAACAGACUAUGAUGGACAACCUCUACAACAAGAUGUCUCUUCAACAAUAAAUACCACUGGUACAUCAAUUGCUUUUGUAAAACUUGCUCUUGACGACCGAAAUAAAUAUGAAAAAUUACGUAGCAACGAAAUGGUGACCUCGGAUGACUCCGAUUCGGAAUUCUUCCAAGAAAAUUGCACUGCUAGUUGCGGUACCUCCAAAAAAGCAAUCUUUAAACAAAUUGUCACAAACAACAUUCCAGAUACAAUUCAUAAAAUUCAUCAGGCAGCAUAUCAUAAGGUAGACAAAACGCACAUUAAAGUUCCGAUUGUAAAAAAACUGAAAGAGAAAACAACAACAAAGAGACCGUCAUCAGCAGCUCACCAAGCUGCUCAGGAAGUAAAUGCAGUUUUGGAAGAACAUGAAAAACAGCAAAAGCAAGCCGAAAUGAUGGAAACUAUUGUCGAUGAUAUAAGUAAAUGUAAUGAUGACGCUGACUCCAUUGGUUCCGCUUCCGAUCUAAGGACAGAAGAUGACUUCUUCGAUGAGAAUCAUGUAAGUCAUAUAUCCCGAAAUAAUUGUAAAUUAAAACGACCCGAUUUGGACGGCGUAAGCGAAAGCGUGAAGACUUGCAGCUCAUCCGCAUACCAUGCCGAAUGUGAAUCGGUAACGACACACGAAGAUGAUAGUAGCCGCGUAGUGGUAAAAGUGCGUAUGCGAAAAAAAGACAGAAACUCUUGUGCUGCUUCCGCAAAUGAAGCCUUAGCUGUUGCAUCUGCCCUUUCGGACUUGAGCUGUGAACAAGAUGAACAUCCUUCAGAAUUCCUCAAUGCGUUUGGCGAUAAACCUCUACUUUUGGAUGACGAAUUAGACUAUGGCUCAGAGGAGACAGACUCUGCCUCCAAAUCUAUACCAAACGCUCACAUCGAUACCAACAUAAAUACAUUCGAAGAAAGUAACGCUCUUAAAAUUGUUGUUAAUUGCAAAGACCAAGACGAACUAGAUGUUUUUGCAAUGGCACCGUUCAAUAAAAAAGAAAUUGGGAAUAUCAAAAAGAAACUACAUGGCAAAUAUAGCUCCAGGAAAAAAUCUAUUGACACAGUUGCAGGGAAUAUUCCGGACUCAAGUACGGAAAUGUGGACAUCGACGCCCAUUAAAUGUUUUGUUAAAACAAGUGAAAAAGAUGGUCCAACCAUUGUUUCGGGCCCAGACCAAGUUUUAGACAAUUUUAAUGAACCUGUCUUUAACCCUUUCGAAUAUGUUGAUAACAAACAACGUAGUAACAACAUUCAUAAGGAAGUACAAAGCUCAUCCCUUUACGGAACAGUAAAAGUCAUUUCAAAUAAUCCUGUUGAACCCUUGAACUCGGUAUGCCCUAAAAGCAAUUUUUUUGAAUCGGAUCCAUUCAUCAGAAGUGCAGAAGAGUGUAGCAAAAAGAAAAAUAUGAAUCUAUACAAUCCUAAAGUAAAUAUCUAUAAAAGUUCUAAUACCACUAAAGAAGUCGGAACGGAUCCAACAGCUCAACUUGUAACUGUUAAUUCUUCCAUUAUUAUAAAUAAAACACCAGAACCAUAUAACGUGUCUAAGGAGGGCAGCAUUGUUACCAGGGCUCUAGCACCACAUAGUGGGUUGCCUGUAAAUGAGAAAAAAGAUCCACCUCCAUACGCCAAUGUGCCUAUAUUCCAACCAAAUAAGUCUUCACAUGUUGAGCUUCCACAAAGGCAAACUGUGGUAAAUAGUUCCUUAGGUACGCCAGAACUCCUAACGGGUUGUACUCCAUAUCCAUUGGAAACAUGCUAUAAUGAUGAUCAAACUAUUCUCCCUAUAGCAGACAAAACGUUGGUGCAAGUUACAGAAGAACGUAUGUCAGGUUUGUUACCAAACCAAGAAGAAGCGAUUUUUUCUCCAUCUAACGAUAUUGCUUAUGUUGACCCACGGGAAUUAAAAAGUUGUACCAUUGUUACUACAGCCACAUUGCCGGCGACAAAGCAAAAUGAGAAAAAGUCUAAUUUUGUUGCAAGAACUGUGCCUACAAAAUUUUACAAAAAGGUUUCUUCCGAUUAUUUACAUUCGAGUUUUAACACGAAAGAUUCAGCUUCAAACGUAAGCGUUAUUUCUUCAAAGCAAAAGCAUCAGCGUUCUCCAAAGUAUAAAGCACAUACCAAUGAGUGUGACGAUGAUGGAACAGGGAACAUAAUUCCAAACAUCACUGCAAAUUUACAAAAGAAUACGCUUUCUUCUUCAGCUAUUCCCUUUAAUCCAGCUUCAAAUUCGGCUAAGACGGGCUUUAGUAAUAUGUCAUUUGAGGAUUUUCCAUCUGAUAAUGAAACAGAAGGAACGCCCACAAAAACUGCCCUGCCAUUUGAAGUUCUGCGCCAAAACAAAAUUUCUCUGGAUGCAGACAAAAAAUUUGGUUCUCUAAAGCGACGUAGUAAUUUGUUUUCCUAGAAAACUGCUACAUGUUUCAGCUUAUGAUCACAGAAACCCUCAUAAAAUCUAAAAACACAAACAUUAGAUAUAACAUUCCAAACGGCCUUAAUACCAUUGCAUACUUUAACAUUUUCUGUUGAUCUUAAUAUAUAUAUAUAAAAACAUGCUCAUUGUUGAAAAUAUGGAAAAGGAUGUACGUUUCCGUAAAAGCUUAAACGAGUGCAACUCUUUAAAUGUUUAUUUAUUUUUAUACGAUCUGGUAUUGUAGUAAGAAACAAGCUGACUUGCUUCAUACAGCAAAUUAUGAGUAUGUUUCCUAAAAGAAGCAAUAUAAAAUGUAGCCACAGUGCUGACAUUCUGUUAAAAAAAUACUUAUUUGUCGACUUAGGGGAAGUAAAUUAUAGAAACAAUAUGCUACGCUCUAGCAACAAAUCUUACCAUAAAUUUCUACACAAAAUAUUUAUAAAAACUUGGAAUUUAUAACAUUAGCAGCUCUAUAUAAAUCAUUUAAACUUUAUCAUUAAUAUAAAUUAUAUUAUCACAUCAUGUUGUGGUGUAAUAUGUACCCAUUACGACCUAAUCGCUAACUAAAAUUCUGCGAAGUUAGGCUAAAGAAGCCUGGCACCUUUUGAUGGAAUUUAAUAAAGUUAUUUUUCUUGUAUCGUGUCCUUGCGGUCUUCAAUAAUAAAUACGCUAAAUAAUGAGGGCGUAUAAAAAAAGAUGGAAAGGUCGACCAAAAAUAUUUUUUAUUCAUGCUUUUAUUUAUACAGAGAUAACAGAGUAAUUAUCUCACAUUUUAUUAUUGAAUUUAACAACACAUAUAGUAUAUUAUUUAUCAUUGUCUAAGCAUUAUAAAUGUAACGUUGUUUUGACACAUUUGUUUCGUUUAUGUUAAUUAAAACUCAAAUAAAUAUUAUGUUUAACCAAAA
Molecule: messenger RNA, 5890 nt
Organism: Musca domestica (house fly)
Lineage: Eukaryota; Metazoa; Arthropoda; Insecta; Diptera; Muscidae
Product: AP2-associated protein kinase 1
Exons: 8
Coding region: 273-4979 (1568 amino acids)
Biological process (GO): regulation of clathrin-dependent endocytosis; positive regulation of Notch signaling pathway; protein phosphorylation
Cellular component (GO): cytoplasm
Molecular function (GO): protein serine/threonine kinase activity; ATP binding; AP-2 adaptor complex binding
Source: RefSeq, a predicted model, not a curated record